CGUUGUGCUAGCUGUAUUUUCGUAGCGGCUGAUUGUAAUCUGCAUACUUCUGAGCAAGAUUGGGAGAAAUUUCAGCGUGAGUAUCACGAAUUAGAGUUACAAAUUGCUCGGCUGAAGUUGCACCUUACUCAAAGUAAGGUGGAGCUUCUGGAGCUUCAGGAUCGCGAGCACUCGUAUGCUUACCGAGAUCUUGUAUUGCACGCGUAG
This is a messenger RNA of Bipolaris sorokiniana ND90Pr, 207 nucleotides long. RefSeq lists its product as uncharacterized. The transcript has a single exon. The record is from RefSeq and is a predicted model, not a curated record. NCBI's taxonomy places the organism in Eukaryota, Fungi, Ascomycota, Dothideomycetes, Pleosporales, Pleosporaceae. The annotation marks the transcript as partial.